This is a messenger RNA of Penicillium cataractarum, 426 nucleotides long. Its product is annotated as phosphatase YCH1. Gene Ontology annotation, cellular component: cytoplasm; nucleus. Gene Ontology annotation, molecular function: protein tyrosine phosphatase activity. NCBI's taxonomy places the organism in Eukaryota, Fungi, Ascomycota, Eurotiomycetes, Eurotiales, Aspergillaceae. The transcript has 2 exons. The record is from RefSeq and is a predicted model, not a curated record. The coding region runs from base 1 to 426 and encodes 141 amino acids.
AUGUCGUCUAUCUCUAUUGCAACCCUACCGCGCAUGAGCCGCGACGCUCUAUCUACAAUCCUGCUCUCCGGCGCUCCGUCCAACAAGCUAGCCAUCAUCGAUGUCCGGGACUCAGACCAUAUCGGUGGACACAUCAAGUCCUCAACUUGGGUCCCCACCUCCAGCCUAGACGUUCGCCUCCCAGAGCUUCUCCGCACCCUCAAGGACGUGGAGAAGGUAGUCUUCCACUGCGCCCUCAGCCAGCAGCGCGGUCCAUCCGCGGCUUUACGCUAUGCUCGUGAGCGUGAGCGUACUCUUGGCGAAGAGGAAAGUAAGAAGCAAGAGGUUUAUGUUUUGGAGGGUGGUUUCGUGCAGUGGCAGGAGAAGUACGGCAAUGAUGAGCGGUUGACUGAGGCCUAUGUUGCGGAUAUUUGGCGCGAAUAUUGA